AUGCGUGCCGUGGCGGCAUCGCUCGCCGCUCUUACGGUUGCGGGCCUGGUGCUUGCGCGCAAGGCACCGAAAGGCCCCGUGUUUGCGGACAAGAAUCCCGAGAAUUACAUGCAGGAACAUAUGGCGGCUGAGCACCACAUUGGCGCCUUUGACCUCGCGAGCUUUUUCGCGCUGCACGACUUGGACCGCAAUGGCGUGCUAGAGCGCGCAGAGAUUGAGGCGAUCUAUGGUGUGCACCACUCUCUCUCGCGUAAGCAUUCGCCCAACGCUGAAGUACAUGACGAGAAGGCAGACAAGAUUGUGCGCGAGGUGCUUCGCCGACUCGACUACAACCAUGACGGCAUGGUCUCACGCGCUGAGUUCCUGCAUGGCGGUGUAAAGGGCCUGCCACAGUUCCCCGAGUUUGGCAAGAAUGAGCUCGGACACCACUACGACGAGGAGUCGGAGUACUAUGUGCACCACGAGAGUUUAUACCACAACCGGCCCCAGGACCAGACGGACGAGGCGUACUCGCAUCCGGAAGAUGUGGUGCACUUCCGCGAACACGAACGCAUCGAGCGCGAGGAGGAAGAGCGCGAGCGCGUUGCAGAAGGCAUGCCCUCGAUCGCCGAGGAGGAGCGCUUAAAGGCCGAGGCCCUACGCGCCGGCAAGCCGUACGAGAGCCCGUAUGAGCGGCAGUACACCGCCGAAAAUAUCGAAGCUGCCAAGGACUUUGACCGCAUGAGCAAGCUGGGGGCGGCUGGCCGCGACUUGCUGUCGGAGCAGCACACGUUCAAGACGCCGAAUGGCCCGAAAAAGGUCGCGGCUACCAAGGAGAACGUGGUGCUUGCGCAGGGCAACUUUGGCGAGGCGAAUGAGCCGCCGGUGUUUGCUGCGGGCAGCGGCGCUGCGCGCGCGCCCAUUGACCAUAUCAAUGGCGAAACGGAACUUGGACGCAAGAUCCGGCUCGACCAAGCGCGCCGUGAGGCGAGCGGCCGGCCUCGCUUCGGCCAGGGCUCCAGUGGCAUGGCGCAGCCGCGCGAUGACGUGGACCGCUUCAAGGCAGGCAUGCCGUACAAGUAUCGGAUGAAAAAGAACGGGUUUCUGCGAGACCUGUAG
This is a messenger RNA of Malassezia sympodialis ATCC 42132, 1098 nucleotides long. It is a transcript of the gene SSP120, whose product is annotated as nucleobindin SSP120. The record is from RefSeq and is a predicted model, not a curated record. Gene Ontology annotation, molecular function: calcium ion binding. Gene Ontology annotation, cellular component: endoplasmic reticulum-Golgi intermediate compartment; extracellular exosome. NCBI's taxonomy places the organism in Eukaryota, Fungi, Basidiomycota, Malasseziomycetes, Malasseziales, Malasseziaceae.